Messenger RNA from Parnassius apollo (apollo), 360 nucleotides. The record is from the annotation of a GenBank genome assembly. NCBI's taxonomy places the organism in Eukaryota, Metazoa, Arthropoda, Insecta, Lepidoptera, Papilionidae.
AUGGAUCGACGAUAUUGCACGUCGCAAAUAGGAGUGGAAAAAGCACUACCGUAUUUGUUCCAGAAAUAUAGCAGCCCUGCAUCUACACUGGCGACUGCAUCAACAUCCAGUGUGUCUGAAAAGAAUAUCGCAUUAACAUCCGGUGCAAUAACGAAAAUUGCACCUACACCAUCCGGUGAAACAUCAACCAGCACAUCUGAUUCUAGUGUAAAAUUAACUACUACAGUUAGAUUUAGCUCGACACCAAGUCAGCAAGAAUUAAUUAGUCGUGUAUCUAAAUUAGAAAAUCUAUCUAUCUUAUUGACUCAAUCACCACACAGCAAAAAUCUUUAUUGGUACAGCAAUGUAUAUCACUACUAA